UGAGUCUACCGCUCGGUCUGUCCGCCUUUUCUUUGGUUGAGCCAUCGGUGUGUCCCGAGGUGCCGCCGUCAUGGAGUCGUCCUCAGGCCUGGAUGCCUCCCUUUUGAUUGCGGUUUUGGUAGUUGGUGCAUCAGUAUUACUACUGUCUUUAAAGAGCAUGAGAUCCCCAAAGAAGAAAGACAUGAUCACAUUACUGGAUCCAAAUACAAAAUACUCACUGCCCCUGAUUGAGAAACAGGAAAUCAGCCAUGAUACCAAGAUGUUCCGGUUUGGACUUCCUACGUCAGAUCACAUUUUAGGGCUCCCCAUAGGUCAACAUGUUUAUCUCUCUGCCAAAGUCAAUGGCAAUCUAGUGAUCCGAGCCUAUACUCCUGUUUCCAGUGAUGAAGUGAAAGGCCACGUGGACCUUAUUAUUAAGGUUUACUAUAAAAAUGUGCACCCUAAGUUUCCUGAAGGGGGGAAGAUGUCCCAGUAUCUGGAUAACAUGAAGAUAGGCGAUACCAUCGACUUCCGAGGGCCAAACGGGCUCCUGAUUUAUAAUGGACAAGGUAACCUGGCAAUUAAACCAGAUAAGAAGAGUGACUCUAAGAUGAAGUUUGCCAAGAAUUUGGGAAUGAUUGCUGGUGGGACAGGAAUAACCCCAAUGCUGCAGCUGAUUCGGCACAUUACCAAGGAUCCUAAUGAUCAUACCAAGUGCUCCCUUAUCUUUGCAAACCAGACUGAGGAAGACAUCCUCCUGAAAGCGGAGCUCGAAGAAGUGGUAAAGAGCCAUCCGGACCAGUUUAGCCUGUGGUACACCCUGGACCGGCCGCCUAAUGAUUGGAAAUACAGCUCCGGAUUCAUUAAUGCGGACAUGAUCAAGGAUCAUCUCCCACCACCAGGAGACGAUACCAUGAUUUUAAUGUGUGGUCCUCCUCCGAUGAUCCAGUUUGCCUGUCAGCCCAACCUGGAAAAACUGGGCUAUGCUCAAGACAUGACUUUUGCCUACUAACAAAUUCCUGUUACAAUUAUAUUGUAUGCUGGUACUUUUUGUAUUGAACUUCAGAAUAUCUUGUUCAGAUGAUUUAGUCUCUUCUAAAAUAGUUUGCUUUUUAAAACAUUAAAAUAAACCAUUUUCAAAGUUGUCUUCUCUCAGAGUGAGUUAACAAGAUUUAAGUACACAAAAUCUCUUUCUGUUCCUGCCUUGUUAUCUUGCCUGAGAUUUCUGCAUGCUCUUGGUUCAGGGACCAGAGCCUGAGAAGCUGCAUUCAGGUUCAUUAUUUUAGAGAAAUAAACUUUGUGUAAAAUAAAA
This is a messenger RNA of Gracilinanus agilis (Agile Gracile Mouse Opossum), 1291 nucleotides long. RefSeq names its product NADH-cytochrome b5 reductase 2. Gene Ontology annotation, molecular function: oxidoreductase activity; FAD binding. Gene Ontology annotation, cellular component: mitochondrion. The coding region runs from base 71 to 991 and encodes 306 amino acids. The transcript has 9 exons. The record is from RefSeq and is a predicted model, not a curated record. Lineage: Eukaryota; Metazoa; Chordata; Mammalia; Didelphimorphia; Didelphidae.